This is a messenger RNA of Trachemys scripta elegans, 1309 nucleotides long. It is a transcript of the gene DEGS2, whose product is annotated as delta 4-desaturase, sphingolipid 2. Gene Ontology annotation, molecular function: sphingolipid delta-4 desaturase activity. The transcript has 3 exons. The record is from RefSeq and is a predicted model, not a curated record. Lineage: Eukaryota; Metazoa; Chordata; Testudines; Emydidae. The coding region runs from base 21 to 992 and encodes 323 amino acids. Gene Ontology annotation, cellular component: membrane. Gene Ontology annotation, biological process: ceramide biosynthetic process; sphinganine metabolic process.
GGAGCAUUGGCUGGGUGAACAUGGGUAACAGGGUCACCCGCGGGGACUUCGAGUGGGUUUACACGGAGCAGCCCCACACUCAGCGGCGGCGGGAGAUCCUAGCCAAAUAUCCAACAAUUAAAUCUUUAAUGGGACCAGAUCCCCACUUAAAAUGGAUUGUGUCUGGAAUGGUGUUGACACAGCUUCUAGCCUGCUACUUGGUGAAAGCUUUAUCUUGGAAAUGGAUUUUCUUCUGGGCUUAUGCUUUUGGGGGCUGCAUCAAUCACUCAAUGGCGCUAGCGAUCCAUGAUAUUUCACACAAUGUUGCCUUUGGUAACAAGCAGGCUAAGUGGAAUAGAUGGUUUGCAGUCUUUGCCAACCUGCCAUUUGGACUUCCUUACUCCGCCUCCUUCAAGAAAUACCACAUCGACCAUCAUCGAUACCUUGGUGGAGACACUUUGGAUGUGGAUGUUCCAACAGACUUCGAAGGCUGGUUCUUUUGCACUCCAUUUCGGAAAUUUAUUUGGCUCAUCCUCCAACCAUUCUUCUAUGGCCUGAGACCUCUUUAUGUGAACCCCAAAGCAGUUACUCAGAUGGAAAUAUUUAAUGCCCUGGUACAAUUCUCUAUUGAUUUUAUAAUCUACUACUUAUGGGGCCUGAAGCCUGUUAUUUAUUUAAUAGCAGGCACAUUACUUUGCAUGGGUUUGCAUCCUAUUGCCGGGCACUUCAUAGCAGAACAUUACAUGUUCUUAAAAGGCUACGAAACCUAUUCUUAUUAUGGACCUCUCAACUGGAUCACCUUUAAUGCAGGCUACCACAUGGAGCACCAUGAUUUCCCCAGCAUUCCUGGAUGCAAGCUGCCAAUGGUGAAGAAGAUAGCAGCAGAAUAUUAUGACAACCUUCCGCAGCACCAAUCUUGGGUUCGAGUUCUCUGGGAUUUUGUUUUUGAUGACAGCAUUGGUCCUUACUCACGGAUUAAGAGAAUAUGUAAACUAGCAACAGAAAACCAAUAGAUUUGCUUUAGCAUCUUCAUUAAUAAUGUUAAAAAAAAUCCAAUUUUCGUGAACUUGAGUUUUCAGAGCUAUAAAUGAUCUGAAGUAAUAUUUCUAUGCACUUACCUUUUCUGUAGUACCAAAGGUGAUGAAAUAUUGAAGGAAACCACAGGCACUGUUUUAGAAUACUGUAAAUUUUAUUAAAAGGAUUUUUGCUUAUGUAACAUUGCUCUUUGGCAGGAUAUCACACAUGUAUGUUUAUAGCAGAGGCUACAUAGAUGCACCAUCCUUUGUAUCUGGGUGAAACUGUUACAUUUUAAAUCCACAUUAAACAUUUU